CCGGAAGUCUCCCGCAGGUCUUCAAGGCUCCGUGCUGCGGGCGGUUCGCGGAUCUAUCCAGCCUCCUGGUGGAACCAUGUCUCCUGCAGCUGGGGGUGUGCCUGGAACACUUUGCCGCCCAAGAGGAGUUGCUGUCUGAAUUCUCCAUGAAUUUUGGCAAAAAGGAAUGGUAGAGCUGCGGGCUGAAAAUGUAUCCAACCUAGAGGAAGAUGUAGGCGGGAGAGCUUGCAUCCCCUCGUGAGAAUCGCUGCUCUUUGAGAUGUCCCAAAAGCAGACCGCAGUGUUCAUCUUGAAAGAGAGCUCAUAACCAUCUCUGGGGCCACACUGAGAAACAGUUUGGCUCUGUGUCUCCCAGGAUGGACUUCUUGGUUCUCUUCUUGUGGUACCUGACUUUUAUACUGGUUACUGUAAUUCUGAUCUGCAUCUGCUCAAAAACCCCUCGUUUGAAAGGCCUGGCCCAGGAAGGAGCACAGCUAUGUUCCUGUGUGUUCCCAAAGUGCCUUCAGAGAGCCACACAGAGAUUUUUCCAUUACCUCUUCCACACACGCAACCACAUCUUCAUCGUGCUGCACCUGGUCUUGCAAGGGACAGUUUAUGUGGAAUACACCUGGGAAAUCCUUGGCUACUGUCAAGACCUGGAGUUUUCUUUGUCUUACCUUCUUCUGCCCUAUCUCUUGCUGAUUGUCAACCUGGUUUUCUUCACCCUGACUUGUGUAACCAAUCCUGGCACCAUCACAAAAGCAGAUGAAUUACUGUUUCUUCAAGUUUAUGAAUUUGAUAAUGUGAUGUUUCCCCAGAAUGCGAGGUGCUCUACCUGUGACUUACGGAAGCCAGCUCGGUCCAAGCACUGCCGUGUGUGCGACAGGUGUGUGCACCGCUUCGACCAUCACUGUGUCUGGGUGAAUAACUGCAUUGGCGCCUGGAACACCAGGUACUUCCUCACCUACCUCUUGACGCUGACAGUGUCUGCUGCCACCAUAGCUGCCGUGAGUGCUGCAUUUCUGGUCCACCUGGUGAUGGUGUCCGAUCUGUACCAAGAAAUGUACCAUGAUGACCUUGGACGCCUCCAGGAGAUGGACUUUGUCUUGAUUAUUCAGUACCUGUUCCUGAGCUUUCCAAGGAUCGUUUUCUUGCUGGGCUUCGUCCUGGUGCUGAGCUUCCUCCUGGGGGGCUAUUUGUGCUUUGUGAUAUACUUGGCUGCCACCAAUCAGACCACCAAUGAGUGGUACAGAGGUGACUGGACCUGGUGUCAACACUGCCCCCUUGUGGCCAGAUCCCAAUCAGCAGAUCCCAAAGUCUAUAGGAACAUUCACUCCCGAGGGCUUUGGAGCAACCUUGGAGAGAUCUUUCUACCUGCCCUCCCCUAUUACCAGAAAAAGAAGAAAUAGAAUGGAGAGAUUGUUACUACUGUUUAAAUACAGUAUAUAUUCAUUGUUUCGGA
Messenger RNA from Dipodomys spectabilis (banner-tailed kangaroo rat), 1441 nucleotides. RefSeq names its product zinc finger DHHC-type palmitoyltransferase 4 (gene Zdhhc4). Lineage: Eukaryota; Metazoa; Chordata; Mammalia; Rodentia; Heteromyidae. Bases 357 to 1388 code for a protein of 343 amino acids. The transcript has 9 exons. Gene Ontology annotation, biological process: peptidyl-L-cysteine S-palmitoylation; protein targeting to membrane. Gene Ontology annotation, molecular function: protein-cysteine S-palmitoyltransferase activity. The record is from RefSeq and is a predicted model, not a curated record. Gene Ontology annotation, cellular component: Golgi apparatus; endoplasmic reticulum.